This is a messenger RNA of Cutaneotrichosporon cavernicola, 1674 nucleotides long. RefSeq lists its product as uncharacterized. The coding region runs from base 1 to 1674 and encodes 557 amino acids. The record is from RefSeq and is a predicted model, not a curated record. Gene Ontology annotation, cellular component: nucleus. Gene Ontology annotation, molecular function: protein binding. The transcript is spliced from 5 exons. NCBI's taxonomy places the organism in Eukaryota, Fungi, Basidiomycota, Tremellomycetes, Trichosporonales, Trichosporonaceae.
AUGUCCUUUACCGCCCUCCGCGCAGCGCGCGACGCCCGGCACGCGCCCCAGCGUCGUGUGGCUUCGUCACUGUCUGCGGGCGCUGACGAGGCUCGUACGGCUGAGCGGCCGGACACACAAUCCGCCGCGCGCAGCGCCCCCGAUCCAGAGGACGCUGCGCUCUUCCCCGAGCUCUCCGACACGCCGCUCGAGGUCCGUCAGACCGCGAACCACGGGAGGGGGCUGUACGCCCGCCAAGCGAUUUCACCGGGCACGACUCUCCUUCGUACAACCCCGCUCUCCGUCCUCUCCACCUCGCACCUUUUGACACACUGCAGUUUCUGCCAUGCAGAGACAAAAGUAUCUCGAUGUGCGAGAUGUAAGGCUCUGCACUACUGCUCUUCAAAGUGCCAGAACGCCGACUGGAGCGACCAUAAGCCCGAAUGCGCAGCCCUAACUCGCCUUCGAAAGAUGUGGGCCGCGACAUACCCGGAAAAGGCGCGGAGGGGAGAGAACGGCUUCGUCCCGCACGAAGCUAUCCGAGGCCUAGGGAGGCUGUGUUGGUCUCGCCAGAGAGGAAAAAUGGGUUGGGCGCAGGUGGCAAGGAUGGAGAGUCAUGCCGGCCAAAGCCAAGACCUCGGACUGGGAAACCAGGUCAACCAUCUCCGCCACUACCUCGGUGCGGCGGAAGGUGAAGGCGACCUCCUCCACCCGGCCGAUAUGGCAAGCUUUGGAUUCAACAGCGCUAGGGAAUUGCUCGACCUCGCCUCGGCGUUCGCUGUGAAUUCAUUCACGCUAUCCACGCCCGACCUCACGCCUAUCGGUGUGUCCACGUCCCCGCUCGUCGCGCUGUGCAACCACUCAUGCUGGCCUAACGCCGUCGUCGUUUUUCCCUCUGGUAGAGAGAUGUGCGUUGUCGCCAUUGCGGAUAUCGCGGCCGGUGACGAGAUCCUCACGGCGUACAUCGACGUCUCGCUACCGCUUGCUGAGCGGCAGACCGACCUACAUGCGCGGUAUGGGUUUGCGUGCGACUGCUCGCUUUGUAUCAACGGCGAAGAUUGGCCUGAUCCGCGGUGGAGCGUCCUGCAUCCUGGAUGUGGAGGUAUUGCACCGAUGCCUGACCUCUCGCUCCCGGACGACGCAGAGGUACUCUGCACCUGCGGCCAGACCUUUACCACCCCUAUACCGUCGCUCCGCGGCCUCAUAGAGGCCGGAAAGCGCCUCCUCGCAGCCGACGAGGACGGGGAGCUGGACCGCGACGCUGCCAUAUCCCAACUAUCCACGCUCGUCCCGGCCCUCAGUGCACGUCUGCCGGCCAGCGCACAUCCCCUCCUCCCCCUCCUGCGGCUGUAUGCACUGCAGCUGACGCCGCCAUCUCGCGAGCAGAGGGCUUUCGUUAUCGGUCUCUUGAGCCAGGCAGCGGCGGGAGCGCGCGCAGCACACCCGCCCAACCACCCCAAUGUGGGGGUUAUCCUCGCCGAGCGCGCAAAGAUCAUGGCUAUGGAUUCGGGAGAGGAGCGGGUCAUGCUCGACUCUGCUGGGCUUGCACGGCGUAGAGGCGAGCUUGUCGCUGCCGUCUCUGCACUCCGGGAAGCGGCGGCUGCGUGUGAGGUUGGUUUUGGAGGAGGCGAGGUGGCCAUGUCGAUGCGGGGCUUGGCGGCCGAGUGUGAGCGCGAGGUGGACAUGAUGCGUUAG